CAAUAGACAACUGACGAUUCUGUCAAAGACGAGCGCGCUGCGAUUGAUUUUUAUUGGAGCUCGUCGCAAGAGGUCGCUGUAAAAUUUCCUGACGCGCGUGUAUUGCGAUUGCGUGAAAACGCAGCAUUCUCCAAGUUGUAUACACGUGAUUGGUCGAUUCCUCUGCGCGCGAUCAUUACGCGCCGUAUGAAUUCGUCUUUAUAAGUCUAUGAAUGUGUGAAGUUUCUAGUCGGAUGACUCUGAUCUACUAUUCUUCAUUCAUUUCAUAUUUUAUCCGAUAGCCAAUUAGCGUGCCCGAUAAGCUUGUGCAGUAAUGUAAUGUUGGACUAAACUGUCGCAAAAAAAAGCUCAUAAUGCUUCUACGUUUGUCUGUAUACGCGAUGGCCUAUAUGCAUAUAUAAUAUUACGAAGUGAAUAAAAUUAAAUAUGAUUAUAAGUUUCCAUUAAUACAUCGAGUUAUUAUUUUGUGAAAUAUUUCUACAUUUCCGUCGGCAAAGGAAAGAGAGAGAGAUUGAGAGAGAAUGAAUCUUGGAAAUAAGGAUUAAAAUAAAUGUGUUAUUUUCCCUGAAACAUCUCAACAAAAAUUUUCCUUCUUUUAUUUCCUCCUUCUAUUUCCUUCUUUUAUCGAGAAUGAUUCAGUGUUAGAACGAGUGUUAACUCGUUAACUGUGCAGUAAAUCACAUGCAACUCCGAUAAAAUUGUAAUUUUAUUACUCAUUGUGUAAAAGUGGAAGAAAUAAGAAUAUUAAGAAUGGCAAGAUUUGACGAAGAUAUGUACUUGGAACAUAUCCCACUACCUGUAUACAAGGAAUUGAUCUAUGAAUUAAAUAAAAAAUCAAAUUGGAAAGUACUGGCCUGCCACUUAGCUGAACAACUUGGAUAUCCAUGUAACUCAUGGCUACAAUCGUUACAACAAAACACCGAUUCUACAAAAACACCAGCGGAUAAUCUGUUGUUUGAGUUAAAUGUAAAAAUGUGUACAAUUGGUAUAUUAUGUACAUUACUUAAAGACUGUGAACUUAUUAAUGUUCUAUCAGUUUUAUAUCAUCCAGAGCCAUUAACAAUUAUCAAACAUCCAUCUGAUGAUAUGGAAUGUAAUACGUUAGAACUAUCUUUUGGCAAACACCUAUGUCUUUCUUGUAAAGCUAAUGGCAUACCAUUACCAACUUAUAAAUGGUAUCAUAACAACAUUGAGUUACAAGAACAGCAAAGCCAUGAACUUGAUAUUAUCUUAACUAGUUCCAGUCAAGUUGGAGAAUACAAGUGUAAAGUCUCACAAAUGACUAAUGAUGAAAGUAUAAUUUCUGUAUUAUUAACUAAAUCAGUGUUUGUUAAUAUAUCUCCAGUACCUGUAGUGAUACAACAACAACCACCAACCCUUUUAGAGAUUAAAGAAGGAGAAGAUUUCACAAUUAGUUGUACAGUGCACAGCCAUCCUGAACCACAUUAUCAAUGGUUCCGAGACAAUACAAGAUUAGAAGGAGAAAUAUCCAAUGUAUUACAUAUAAAACAAUUUAAUUCUAAAUAUGAAGGAAAGUAUUAUUGCUACAUAACUAACAGUGUCAGUGAAGUUGUUACUCAAAGAUGUCAUAUACUGAUGGAUCUACCUCGUCAAAAGGCAAUUGCAAAAAUAGCUUUAAUUAUUGCAAAUAAUGAUUAUGAGUAUCAUAAAUGUUUGAAGACACCCAAAAAUGAUGCUGCUAAAAUUGGUAAUCUGUUAAAGGAAAUUGGUUUUAAAGUGAUCUGCUUUAUGAAUUUAUCUUCCGAACAGAUGAGAAAAGCUAUAAAAAUGUUUGGUGAAUUUUUAACAGAAGGCGUUUAUGGAUUAUUCUACUAUGCUGGGCAUGGUUUUAAAAUGCAAGAGAGUUACAUGCUUGCUAUUAAUGCACCAGAAUCUUAUUUAAGGAAAGAUGCAAUUUGUGAGAGUGAAUUGUUAGCUACAUUUUUACAAAAUGAUCCUGCUCUUUUAGUAACAAUAUUGGAUAUGUGUCAAACUGUACCACCAAAAGAAUGUAAUCCUGAUAUCCAUAAUGAAAUACCAAAAGUUAAAGAAUUUAAAAGUAGGAAAAAUCUACGGAAUUUAGUACAAGCAUAUUCCACAUCUAGUCAUCGUCCUAGUUACGAACGAAUAAACAGCAAGUAUGGAUUGUAUGCGACUCAUCUAAGCAAAUAUAUCAGUAAAGAUAUCCCAAUCACAAAAGUAUUUGAAGAAGUAGGAAAAUCCAUAGAUACCUGGUUGAAAGGAACAGAACGUAACCAAAUACCAAUGUUUGCGUUAACUAUUACCAAACCUUUUCGUCUCACCGAUGCAAUUUACAAAAGAAAUCCGUCAUCAGCUCUAAAUAUCCUAAACAAAUUAAUAACCUUCUCAACGAAUUCUUUUGAGAUAAGCUUCAAACAAGCUGCUAUCUCAGCCAAAGUUACAAUCUCAUUAUUUAUGGAGCCUUAUUUAAAUAUAAUCAAGGUUUCAGUAUGCAAUCUAGAAGAUUUAGAAGUAAAUUUUUUUAAUUCUGUGCCUACAAAACAAAAUAACUUGUUUCAAACUGCAUCUAAGCAGGAAUGUUGGAUAUGUAAUCCACAGAUGUGUCAGGGACCCUUGGUUGUAUCUGUUUCAAAAAAUGGAACUCCUAUUGGUGCUACAUUGUUACAUAUUAAAAAUUAUAUUCCAUUAAUAUUGGAAAGUAUCAACAGCUAAUAUGUAUUGUGUGUGUGUGUACAUAAAUGAUUUAUAUUUUUACAGAAA
Odontomachus brunneus is the source of this 2742-nucleotide messenger RNA. Its product is annotated as mucosa-associated lymphoid tissue lymphoma translocation protein 1-like. NCBI's taxonomy places the organism in Eukaryota, Metazoa, Arthropoda, Insecta, Hymenoptera, Formicidae. The record is from RefSeq and is a predicted model, not a curated record. Gene Ontology annotation, biological process: proteolysis. The coding region runs from base 751 to 2694 and encodes 647 amino acids. The transcript has 11 exons. Gene Ontology annotation, molecular function: cysteine-type endopeptidase activity.